AUGCAGACAAAAUUCUUUAUUUUUGCUGGUCUUCUAGCCGUCCUGUUUCUUUUUCAUUUCAACACUGUUGUUGAAUCAACAUCGGUCGCAAACAGUGAUGAACAAUGGAAUGGCAUAAGCUCUGAAGACUAUGAUUUUGAAAAACGUCUUGCCUCAGCAAAAUUCGCAAGUGGACUUGGCAAACGAUUAUCCUCAGCUAAAUUUGCUUCGGGUCUUGGAAAACGUCUAUCAUCGGCUAAAUUUGCUUCGGGUUUGGGCAAACGACUUGCAUCAGCUAAAUUUGCAUCUGGCUUGGGCAAAUGA
Messenger RNA from Rotaria socialis, 303 nucleotides. The record is from the annotation of a GenBank genome assembly. Lineage: Eukaryota; Metazoa; Rotifera; Eurotatoria; Philodinida; Philodinidae.